Messenger RNA from Cryphonectria parasitica EP155, 1446 nucleotides. RefSeq lists its product as uncharacterized. The record is from RefSeq and is a predicted model, not a curated record. Lineage: Eukaryota; Fungi; Ascomycota; Sordariomycetes; Diaporthales; Cryphonectriaceae. The transcript is spliced from 2 exons. Bases 103 to 1446 code for a protein of 447 amino acids.
AAACAAGCAGGUGUAUAAGCCAAAUAUUUAGAAAGCAAAGUCAAAAGAAGUGGAAAGAGAAAAAGAAAACACCGUAAUAACGAGUCAAAAACCACUACCACCAUGCCAGUAUCUGCAGAGGCUGCACUGAGUUGGGAGCGGGCAGAGAUGUACUACGUCAACACUCAAGGCAUCAACCUUCCGCCCCAGAUCGAGGAGCUUGUCAUAGGUUACUUUGUUGACGCUCGUACCAAGAGCUGGACAGCUCAUCUCGCAGACUACUUCAACUCGCUGCCGGAGCAGGACAAUCUGCCAAACGACAAGUCGUCAUCGUCCUCAUCCUCCUCCACAGACACCCUCCAGUCAGCCUUGGCAUCCUGCAGACGCCUCAGAAUAGGCACCGAGUUCCACGGCUUCCUGGACCUCCCACGCGAGAUCCGCGACCAGAUCUAUCGCCAUGCCCUAGUAAAGGGCAAAGUCGCCGUGCCCAACCGCCACGCCGAGCCACUGGAAGCCCAGACGAGACACCAGGCCUGGAAGAUCGACUACUGGCGCCGCGAGACAGGCGAGCCCCUCCUCCGCUACGAAGACGAAAGCCUCUUCGGCCACGGCCUCUUCGCCGGCGAGCCGCUCGAUCCCCCGUCCCUCAACUCCUUGUCUCACUCUUCCUCCCCCUUCUCCUCCCCCUCCUCGUCCCGGGGCACCCCGCUCGGUCUGCUCCAUGGCGUCAGCUCCAUCAUCCACGCCGAGGCCGCAACCAUCUUCUUCGCGCACAACCAAAUCAUCCUCCCCGCCGGGCGAUGGCGCCACCCCAUAGACUUCCGCGAGGCCAGGAUGUCCCACGACGCCUCGGUGCAGGCCUUCCUCGCCCCGUCCGGCGCGCGCCCGUCCCCGAUCCUGAACGCCGCCCUGCUCGCGCGCGAUGUAAGCUACACCUUUGACAUGCGCGACGCCGAGAUGAGGGACUGGGAAGCGCUGCACUUUUGCCAGGCCGUCAAGGAGCAGGUCGACGACCAGACCAUCGCCCCGAGGGACGCCCUGGCCGCCCUGCACGACCAAAAGACCGUCUCCCUCGAGAUCAUGUGGGCCGAGCGCAUCGACGCCGUCAAGAGGAUGACCCUGGACCGCCUGCAGCUCUGUUUCGACGACUGCUACUGUCCUGUCGGCUGCUGCAGGAAGGUGGGCUGGGUCCUGGCAAGGUUCCUGGACUCGGGGCCGCUGGGCGGGGCUGAUGCGCAUGACCAGGCCCAUGUCUACUCCACGCUGGACUGGGCGGGGCGGCCGCCCAAGGUCGUGGAGGUCAUGGGCUGGGUGAACGAGGCCGAGAGGGAUAGGAUUCGAGAGUUGCUGGCCAGACUGCCUGGCGCGAAUGAUGCCGUGGUCCGCUUUAUGGGGUACAGUAGGAGGCCCGGGAUUGGGGAGUUUCUGAUUGACGAUAUUCUCACUUAUAAUGAUUCGGACUUGUAG